CAUUCGAACCGAUCUCAGUCAUCCUUGUUAUUUACUUCAAAGGGAAGACUAGUCAAAUGACUUAUACACCUUAAAACACAUUUGCCGACCACAUUAUGAAAAUUCCACAGUGAAUCACAAUUUUUUUUUUUUAUUUUAACUGAAGACUAAAUUUGUUCAGUGUAUACUAUACGACACCUUUGCAACCCAAUCGAUAUAAGAUUUCAUUAGAUCGGCAUGUUGCUGGUGAAGAAGACGCUUUUCCGAGCUCCGGCCGCGAUGAGAAGUGGUUUGACUUCGAGGACUAACCAUAUUCGCGGCAUGGAGACGCUGUUCGAUCCGUACGAGGAUGGCAUGCCCAGGAUGCCCGGCCAGCGAACGGACCUUAAGAAGAAUGAGCCGAAGGACAGGACCAAGGUGCCGCUCAAGGACAUCUGCUGGAUAGCAAUGCGGCGCUCCGAGUUCAAGUGUCGCUCCGACCCCGAGUUCAACGUGCCCGCCUUCAUAGACGCUCAGAACAAAUGCAUUGGCGAUCCCUGCGCGACCUCCUAUCCGCCGACGGACCUCACGCUCUACAAGCCCUCCGACAAGCUGGCCCGCCGGUACCAGCGGACCUGGUGCGAGUGCGAGCUGAAGGAGCGGAAGAGGAAGGCCGUCUGCCGCUGCCGUCCGGUGAACUUCCUGCGACGAGCCCGCCGCACGCCACCGCUCAAGGCGUCCAAGGUGUGCCCCGAUGGCAGCGAGAGCCUGGGGCUGGGGCAGUGUCGCCCGAAGAAGGAGGAGGGCUCCUGCCCCAGGUUCAAGCUGCCCUUCUGCAAGGAGGCCAGCUCGGUCGGCUGCCGUCCAGGACGACCCCACUCCGGCUGCAUUCGACGCCGGACGAAAUACCCCAGCUACUCGGAGUGCAAGGUCGACCCGCUGCCCGACCUGCCGCCCAGCCAUUGCUUCUGCAUCAACCAGCCGCCCAUGUGCGUGGUGUGGAACUACUACCGCAUGAAGAAGUCUUAGUUGCCCGCAGUAACCUUUUGCCAAUCCCCAGAUUCGAAUAAACUACAUUAGAGGAUACAUAA
Molecule: messenger RNA, 1049 nt
Organism: Drosophila rhopaloa
Lineage: Eukaryota; Metazoa; Arthropoda; Insecta; Diptera; Drosophilidae
Exons: 1
Coding region: 217-987 (256 amino acids)
Source: RefSeq, a predicted model, not a curated record